This is a messenger RNA of Exophiala oligosperma, 963 nucleotides long. RefSeq lists its product as uncharacterized. Bases 1 to 963 code for a protein of 320 amino acids. The transcript has a single exon. Gene Ontology annotation, biological process: carbohydrate metabolic process. Gene Ontology annotation, cellular component: extracellular region. Gene Ontology annotation, molecular function: chitinase activity. The record is from RefSeq and is a predicted model, not a curated record. Lineage: Eukaryota; Fungi; Ascomycota; Eurotiomycetes; Chaetothyriales; Herpotrichiellaceae.
AUGCCACCAAUCCCUCCAGCUCCCGUGACAGCGUGGAAUCAUCGCAUAGUAUGUUACUUUCAGACCUAUCAUCACAACGAUGAAUACGUGUCUCUUCUCCCACUCAUCACCAACCCGUCCGGGGUUACGCAUGUCAUUCUGGCGGCAUUGCAUGUAAACUGGGCCCCAGAUAAUCUCACACUCAACGAUGAUCCACCAGAUCACGAGAAAUACACCCAGCUCUGGGACGAGGUGGUGGUGCUACAGGACUCUGGCAUCAAGGUUUUGGGCAUGCUAGGCGGUGCCGCCCGAGGCACCUACGCCAGACUCGAUUACAGCGAAGGAAGGACCGACGUCCCUCUCGCGCGGUUCGAAGCGUAUUACGUACCGUUACGAGACACGAUACGAAAGUAUGGACUCGACGGUCUCGACCUGGACAUAGAGGAACCCAUGUCUCUCCCGGGAGUGAUUCAUCUGAUCGAUCGAUUAAAAAGCGACUUUGGUCCGGACUUUAUCAUCACACUUGCACCUGUCGCGACGGCUCUGAUGGCGGGUCGACCUCACCUAUCUGGUUUCGAUCAUCGAUUGCUCGAGGCCGCCAGAGGAAGCAGCAUAUCGUGGUACAAUGCGCAAUUCUACAACGGCUGGGGUGGUAUGAACACGACCGACGCUUACGACGAAAUUAUGCGCAACGGUUGGCCUGCACAGAAGGUGGUCGCAGGCAUGCUGACGAACCCAAAGCACGGUGGUAGCGGGUAUGUUCCGUUGGAGCUUUCGGCUGCGGUGCUGAGUCUGCUGGUGGAGAGGUAUCCCAACUUUGGGGGUGUCAUGGGCUGGGAGUACUGGGACGCUUUGCCUCAGGAGGAGAAUUGUUGGAUGUGGGCGUACGCCAUGGGACUGUGCAUGGGCAUGAAGAGAGUAAGAGAUGCUGCCAUCAUUGUGCGUAUGGGCAGGAACUUGGCGUCUAUCAAUAUCAACCGAUGA